Molecule: messenger RNA, 1288 nt
Organism: Eruca vesicaria subsp. sativa (arugula)
Lineage: Eukaryota; Viridiplantae; Streptophyta; Magnoliopsida; Brassicales; Brassicaceae
Source: the annotation of a GenBank genome assembly
CCCUAAUUCACAAACUUGGAAUCUUCUUCUCACUCGAUCAAAGGCUCCUUAAAUGGCAGACUCUAAUGUAAGUGAAGAAUCCACCAUUGAUGCUUCUCAGAAGCAACAUGAAACGGUCGAUGAGAUGCUUGCUAGGCACAGGCAAGAGAUAAAACAACUACAGAACAAGGAGACGGAGCUGAAAAAGGCUGCUGCUAAAGGAAGCAAAGCUGAGCAGAAAGCUAAGAAGAAGCAAGUCGAAGAAGACAUCUCCAAACUCUCCACCAAGCUUAAGGAGAAACAGCUGAAAGAGCUCGCCUCACAAGGUUUCAGCAGCGGUAGCAGCAGCAACAACAUCAUCAAGGAUGAAACGAAUGAGAAGAAAGGAGAUAUCGACACUCUAGUGAGAGCCAUCGCUGGAGUCUCAGUCACCACCGCUCAGCAAGAACACUCAAAGCCGAGCAAGAGCGUGAAGAGACGCGAGAAACGAGCUAAAGAAGAAGCAGACAGAGAGCAGAGAAUCAAAGAAGAGCAAAGCAAUGUGAUAAGUGAUCGUAUGGUCGAGAACCAAAAGCUCGAGAAGAAGCUUAAACCAAUGGGGCUAACCGUCAGCGAGAUAAAACCAGACGGGCAUUGCCUUUACCGAGCAGUAGAGAGCCAGCUUGCCAAUCUCUCAGGCGGUGCAUCUCCUUACACGUAUCAGAAGCUAAGAGAAAUGACUGCUGCAUACAUGAGAGACCACAAAGCCGAUUUCAUCCCUUUUUUCUUAUCAGAAACCGAGUCUGAGUCCGAGGGUGAUGGCUCCAAUGCAGAAGAGCGGUUUGAGAAAUACUGCAGAGAAGUGGAGUCAACAGCUGCUUGGGGAGGUCAGCUGGAGCUAGGAGCGUUGACACAUUGCUUGAGGAAACACAUAAUGGUGUUCUCUGGAUCUUUUCCAGAUGUUGAAAUGGGCAAAGAGUACAAGUCCGGCAAUGACUCGAGCCUCAAGUUGUCGUAUCACAGGCAUGCUUUUGGGCUCGGUGAACAUUAUAACUCACUUGUGGUCGUCAACAACAUCACCGAAUGAUGGAUUGUCUCUCAAGCUCUUAAGACGACUACUUUUGUUUGUAUCAUGAUUUACUGAAAUUUUAUUCUCCCUUAAUGUUUCCUGGCUUUCAAAGAACCUUACAUACCUCUGUAACUUCAAUUUUUUUUUCUUAAGCAUCAUUUAUUCAAAUACAGUUCCCAAGGUUUCAUUACAGAACACGAAUGUAGCAGUUCUAAUGUAUGUAUGACCUUUGGAAAAUUUUGGAGCUACUAAUUCAUUUGG